AUGACGAUGAAAAUGGAAACAGGAGAAACGGCAGUAAAGUUCAACUCCCGUUUCAUGGUAGAAGCAGGAAAGAGCGGCUUAAAUGACGAAGGACUAAUCAUGGUGUACAAAAGUUCCAUACACCCAUACCUCCUUCAAAAUGUACUCAACUCCUCCACACAACCCAAAAAUAUUGCAGGGUGGAUGAGCACCGUUGCUGGCCUAGACGCCAACUGGACAAACUCAAACAGCAUCACCAAAGGAAAAUGGGGAAAGAAGGGAGAGAAGAAGAAAGAAGAGAAGAGAGGAAGAAGCCAAUCAUCCUCGGCAAAAUGUUUAACCAAAGAUGAAGAAGACUUGCUCAAAAAAGAAGGGCAAUGCUUUAUAUGCAAAGAACAGGGACACAUCUCACGGUGUCGAUGA
Molecule: messenger RNA, 402 nt
Organism: Serpula lacrymans var. lacrymans S7.9
Lineage: Eukaryota; Fungi; Basidiomycota; Agaricomycetes; Boletales; Serpulaceae
Exons: 1
Coding region: 1-402 (133 amino acids)
Source: RefSeq, a predicted model, not a curated record